Molecule: messenger RNA, 480 nt
Organism: Coregonus clupeaformis (lake whitefish)
Lineage: Eukaryota; Metazoa; Chordata; Actinopteri; Salmoniformes; Salmonidae
Product: protein HP-25 homolog 1-like
Exons: 4
Coding region: 1-480 (159 amino acids)
Molecular function (GO): protein binding
Source: RefSeq, a predicted model, not a curated record
AUGGGGGAUAACCUGAGACUCAUGGAGACCCGGUUACAAACCAGCCAGCCUCAGGUGGCUUUCUCCGCAACUCUCCAGGAGACAGGCAAUGCCGCUGGGAACACUGGACCUUUCACCACUCCCAUUCCCCUGCAGUACAAGAAGGUCUUCUCAAACAACGGCAGCUCCUACAACCCUGCCACAGGUAUCUUCACUGCAACGGUCAAAGGAAUGUACUACUUCCGUUUCUCGAUGAUGAACAACCUGAAUGCCACUCCUAAUUCUGUGGUGUGCUUGACCAAGAAUGGGCAGAGGCUGGUGUCUGUCUGGGACACUGCAGGAUCUGAUGCCAACGACAUUGACAGCAACGCGGUGGUCAUUCCUCUGGAGGUGGGAGAUAAUGUCUAUGUUGAGUUGAAGGCUAACAGGCUCAUCUAUGAGUGGUGUAGUGGAGAGAAACUAGGAGCCAUGGGGGAGAAACUGGGAACUAUUACAUUUUAG